Molecule: messenger RNA, 8246 nt
Organism: Monopterus albus (swamp eel)
Lineage: Eukaryota; Metazoa; Chordata; Actinopteri; Synbranchiformes; Synbranchidae
Gene: gan
Product: gigaxonin
Exons: 13
Coding region: 199-2010 (603 amino acids)
Biological process (GO): cytoskeleton organization
Molecular function (GO): protein binding
Source: RefSeq, a predicted model, not a curated record
CAUGUCCUCACAUUCACUUGCGACAUUCUUUACUGCCUAGGGUGGCUGGCGUUGUCUUAAAUGCAGCUAAUUAGACUUUGACAGUAAAAAAAAAAAGAAAAGCGCGUUUCGUAGUCUUAAGUUUGAUAGAGACCUGUGCAACAUAACUGGGACUCCCAGUCUGGGAGACACUUACAGAAGUAGUGUACAAGCUGAGACAUGCCCGAUCCUGGAUCUAGUGAAAAUGGCUCCAAGGUUUCAGACCCACAACAUUCACAGAGACUCCUCAGGGUCCUUCGCACGUUCUGGCAAGAACAAAGUUUUCAUGAUGCAUUGCUGGUGGUCGAUGGAGAGGAGCUUCCUAUCCAGAAAAACAUCCUGGCUGCUGCUAGCCCUUAUAUCAGGACUAAGCUGAACUACAAUCCUCCAAAGGAAGAUGGAUCAACAUAUAGGAUUGAGCUGCAGGGCGUCUCCAUGGCUAUAAUGAAACAGAUCCUGGACUACAUCUUCAGUGGGGAAAUCACUUUGAGUGAUGAGACCAUCCAGGACAUGGUACAGGCGUCUGACCUGCUUCUCAUGACCGACCUGAAGUCCCUGUGCUGCCAGUUCUUGGAGAAAUGCAUCACUGCAGAGAACUGCAUUGGCAUUCGACUCUUCUCUCUGCACUACUGCCUUUACCAUGUCCAUUACGCCGCCACUGAGUUCCUGCAGACACAUUUUCGCGAUGUAGUGCUCACCGAGGAGUUCAGAGAGCUGCCCACAGACCGUCUCUGCGAGGUGCUUUCCAUGGAGAAGCUGAAUGUGGGCAACGAGAAGCACGUGUUGGAGGCUGCAGUACGAUGGUUUUCACAUGACCCAGAGGAUCGCAGGGUGCAUAUGAAGGAAGUGAUGUCUGCAGUGUGGCUGCACGGCUUGGACGUCAGCUACCUUAGAGAGCAGGCCAUGGGGGAGCCACUGAUGAGAGAGGUGAUCAGAGAGUACUGCCAGCCGGUGCUGGGGGAUGUUCAGCUGCACGGAGCAGAUUUGCUCGCUGCCUUCAAACCUCGAGGUUACUCUGAAUGUAUUGUUAUUGCUGGAGGAGAGAAUCGCACAACCAGAAAGCCGACUGCUGUGACGCGCUGCAUGUGCCCGCUCUACGACGCCAACAGACAGACCUGGAUCGAGCUGCAGCCGAUGAGCAACGCCCGCAUUGGCCACGGGGUGGUCGCUGCAGAGGGUUUUCUGUUUGUGAUGGGAGGAACAGAUGAACAUAACACAGUCCUGGAUACUGGAGAGAAAUAUGACCCUGACUCCAACAUCUGGAGUCCCAUACAGUCAAUGCUUCAGGCUCGUCAGAACUUUGGCGUGGUGGAGCUGGAUGGUCUGAUCUACGUUCUCGGAGGAGAGAAUGAUAUAACAGAGCUAAUCACCGUUGAAGUGUUUGACCCUCACUUCAACACCUGGAAGAUGCAGACCAGUAUGACCAUGAUCCGCAAGGUUGGUUGCUAUGCCUCCAUGAAUAAGAAAAUCUAUGCCAUGGGUGGAGGCUCCUAUGGGAAGCUGUUUGACUCUGUGGAAUGCUUUGACCCCAAAACCCAGCAGUGGACUGGCCUCUGCCCUCUCAAAGAGAGAAGGUUUGGUUCGGUGGCCUGUGGUGUCGGCAAGGAGCUCUACGUGUUCGGUGGAGUUAGAAGCCAAGAGAACGAGAACCCUGAGCAAAGAGUCAUGAUGACCUGCAAGUCAGAGUUCUACCACGACGAAAUGAGGAGGUGGAUGUUGCUGGAUGACCAGAACCUGUGUAUCCAGACCAGUUCAUCCUUUGUUUACGGUGCUGUGCCCAUCGGAGCCAGCGUCUACGUAGUGGGAGACCUGGACACAGGUACAAGCUUCGACUACAUCCGAGAGUUUCGCCGCAGCACAGGGACGUGGCAUCGCACCAAGCCUAUGUUACCCAGCGACCUCUCAAAAACAGCAUGCGCUGCCCUACGCAUCGCCAACUGUCGACUGUUCCGCCUCCAGCUGAGUCAGGGCAUGUUCCGGAUCAGACUCUGACUGCAGGACGCCAGCCAGCGACCUUGUGUUGCCUCCAUACUCCUCUACUUUUGCACACUGGUACUUUGUAUCUGCUGUAGUUCUGGGUUUAGGGAAUUUAUGAGCACUGAAGUGUUACAGUCGCUAGAUAUUGAGAGUUGUGGUUGUCAGUUCAGGGGUUUAUACUUAAGACCCUUUUGCAGUUUGAUUUGAUGUGACAUUUCACCUUUGCACAUUUUUAACAUUAUGGGUUUAUGGGAAUUUUAUUAACCAAUCUUUUUUUUAUGUGGGAUUUGAACUUUUUUUUAUUUUUACUUUGACAGACAUUCCACAUUUGUAGCAUUUUCUGGUGAUCUGUUGCUCGGUGAGGCAUUUAAACAGUAAACAAUGGGUUAUAGACCAAAUAAUCACAUAACAAUUAUGAAACAAUGAUGCAUAUUUUUGAGAAAACAUGUUACCAGUACCAUUGUGAUACAGUUUGCAUUAUGUGGUUUUGUGGUGUAUGGUUUAUUUUUUCUGGCCGAAUGCAAACAAUGUAAACAGAGAUUAGCAGCAACCGCACUGGAGGCUAAGGGUAGAGAUUAUUUCAGUUAUCUAAAUGUAACGGUGGGAAGUCAGUUCCUUAGAAUCAGAGAACAAGGGGAUGCUUUGCAGCAUAGGGAGAAAUCUUCUCUCUGCUGCCACCAACCUCAGUACAGAGCAUUAUAUUCUGGCAGAGACCACAAUGCAAUGCAUCCACAGGCAGGCAUUUUGAGUGAAGGCAGUUACACUGUAACUGUAACUGUGUUUAUGAAUUCAGUGCCUGUUAGACAGUGCAACAUGACUCUAAUGAGACCUCAGUCCCAGUCCGCGGUAGACUAUACGUCAGCUUUCAGAUGUCAGAAUGUGCGAUCAGUGCCUGGAAAAUCUUGGUGCUGCAAUCAGCAGCACGUCAUCAGCUUGCAUCAUCAGUGUGUGCUUUCUACUUAGAAAUAAAGCAAGCUGAGGCCACAGCACAAACACUUUGUUUAUAUAUGUAGCUUUAUUUAAAAAUCUGUGCCUCCCAUUGUAUUCUGCGUUACAGAUGGUUCUAUUCUGAUUGGUUGUGUGUAGACUUUGAGAGUUACAUGGUGAGAAUUUGGUUCUAAAUUGCCAGCUGCCAAAUUUUGAUGCAGAAUAUUGCGACUAUCCUCCCAAGAAGGGUGCAAAUACAACCACCACAAAAUAUGUGUUUCUGUUCAAAGGGUGAUGACCCCAGCAGUCAUGGGAAUGUGUCUGUUGUCCCGUGGAAGCCAAGGGUGAAUUAGUGUCAGGUUUUCAUACAGCUAUAAAACCCUCAGAGUGAGGAGGAGGUCAGGCUGGAAGAAUGGGUCUGCAAAAUGUCUGACCUCAACAUGGGAAAUUGUUGCUGUUUCCUAACAGUCAGCAUUAGUUUCUUUUAGCCAUGACUACAAUUGUUCCCAUCAUUAACCAAAUAAGUUAUUAUUUUUAACCCUGACAUUGACGGUCCAUGAACUUUUAGCCAUUUUAACCCAAAAUUGUUAUCUUUCCUUUACCCUAACCAAACCUCAACUAGAAGAUUAGACGUGAAGGGAUGUUGUUGUGCUGAUAGGGGCAUCAGAAAACAGGUGAACAGUUACAAUAGACAUUCAUUUUUUGAGGAUUUGGAAGCUGUCUUUCGUCGCCAAACCUCUAAAUCAGCUGUCGAUGAACAGCUUUUGGCCACAUUUGUCUCACGGUGGUCAAUGUUGUCCACUUUUGUUUUUUUUUUUUUCAGCCUACAUAUUAAAGGCAUCAACUAUGCAGCAAAUUAAUCAUGAACAAUGUAGCAAAACACUAAACUAAGUAGUAGAUGAGGAAAGUUGAGGGAAAAGGUACAUCAAAAAUCAAAUCUCUUAGAAUACUUGUCAGAGACUUGUCAUAUGCACUAGAUGAUCUGAGGGUGGAUUUUUUAUAGAAAUUCUUCAUUGCACCCCCUUCAUUAAUAAGACUCCCGGACAGAUUACUUCCCCAUUUUCUCUAAAUGUUUGCACAUUAUCUGCCGAAACUCUUUACUUGAUUGUCAGCUUUUUAUUUUUUCAUUGACCAAGUUGUCCAGACUCAGCCUGUCCAGAAAUAGCCAUCACAGCCAGCGACAGUCUUGAGUUGCUGGUUGCGUUGCUGCCUGUGUAACCUCUGACCUGACUUUCCAGUCAGUACAGUUUUGGCAUCCCUUGACUCCAUUUGUGCUUUGUGAGUUACAGCUGAUGCUGUCUGUCCUCAGCUCAGAGGUUAGUACAUACAAAGUAGACACACACACUCGGGGCUGCAUAUUUAUGUCCAAACCUGAGUUUGUGCUGCAUUUUUUGUAUAGCCCUUGUCCAUAUAAUACCAUGGAUAGCGUUGUCAUGCACUUAUCCAGCUCAUCACUUAAAUUUUUAAUAGCCUUAGAACUUAUUGUAUAUUAGACUAAAGAAGCAUAGAUUCAUUUAAAAGUGCAAUUAUGCCUGAUUAGCUUACAGUUUGACCUACAUGGUCAAGCCUGAACAUGAUUUCUAAAUUUCUGUCCAAACCAGACCCAAACCCUCAGGUACUGAUGGGUCCCACCAGUCUCAGUUUGGGAAUUCACCCUAAAGUCACACCUCACACACUGCCUUUCCACUUCAUUUUCCCCCUUGCAGUCCCCGGGCCUUGUGUAACCUUAGCAGUAAGUAGUAACUAACAUUUUUGAAUUUUGUACAGUUUGUGCAACCAGGCAUCCAUAAUUUACUGCUAUGAAGCAGGGCAUGAUGGGAGGAGCCAGAAGUGGUUAGGAGCAGCUCAUGGUGUCAGUUCGGUUUGAUCCUAAUAGCUGAAAAGAAAUUAGAUGGAGAGCUUUAAAGUCAAAACUGACUAAUAGAUUGUAAGUACUAAGUUUUACACUUAACUCACCGCUGUGUUCAGGUGCACCAUGUCCACCGAGGCUAGAACUUUACUAGUCACACAUGUAGUCAUAAAGAGUAGUGACAUUUGUGUGCUAGAAAACCUUGAUCUUGGUGGCAGAAUUCGGCUGAAGUCACCACCUUGACAUUUAAAACUGUCCUUAAAGUUUUCCCCGCUGCUAUGAAGCCAUGCUUUUUUCCCAGUUUCUUUGUAGCACCUCCAGUUGUUUGCAAAGAUGUAGCAGUGCACCUGUAAAGGUUAGGGACAGAAGUGAAUCCAGCAUAGAAAUCACAUGGAUUGUAUCAUUUACUCCACAUGUAAGUAAAGCAAGCCAAGGCAGUUUUAUUUAUACUGUAUAGUACAUUUCAAAUAGGCAAAGUGCAUUAAAACCAGAAUAAAAUCAAUUAAAUAAAAUUUUUUUAAAAUGAAAAUGAAAACAAAUGGACAAAGACGAUCAAACAACUGUGCAGCAGGUACAGGGCAGUAAUACGUUGUUGAAGAUAAACUAGACAGUCAGCAGAGUUCAGUUUGGAUUUAAAAGUGACGAGAGUUAGGGGACAUUUAAGUUCAUCAGCAAGUCGGUUUCAUCUGUGUGCAGCUUUGCCCUGUUUGGUUUUGACCCGGGAUUCUACCGACUGACUGCUGCCUAAAGAUCUGAGUAUUGCACAGCACCAAGCCAAGUCCAUGUCAUCGUCAGUCUAAGGAGAUGCUGUUUGCUCCCUGAAUGAGAAAAUUCUCCAAUUAGUUUAUACCAUUUUCUUUCUAUCCCUGUUGAGCCUAAGCUUUUAAGGCAGCAUAGCUGGUGCAACUGGCUGCAGGUCUCGUAACACUGUACAUGAACAGUCAGCGACUACGUUUUUAUGCCUCCGUGCCGGACAUGGCUGCAACCGGAGGCGUUAUAUUUCAGGUUAUCCAUAUGAACAUCUGUUUGGCCCAAACUUGUGAAUGUGUUGUAUCAGGAAUGCUUUGAUGAAAUUUCUUCAAAUCUGGCACAAGUGUCCACUUGGUGGCCAAAGGUCAGUGACCUCAUGUCUGUCCCAUCCCCAUAAAUUUGACUGGUUGACGGAGGCUUGCAACCAUGAAGUAGUAAUUCUAGUUUCUGUUGUAAAUGGUUUGUUUUUAUACGAUGUAAAAUAAAUGAGAAGUAAAAAUUGGCCAAACUGCAGUUGAAGCUUACACAUAAAAAACACAACAGCAUGUUUCUGCUGAUAUGACACACCAGCUGAAUAUGAAAGGAUUUCCUGGGGCUCAUCAUCACACUCAGAACACUAAAUGGCAUCCUGUCUAUGAAUAUUGUUUCCUUAUUUGUGCAUAGACAACAUUCCGUAGUGUCUUAUCAUUUACAGUAAGUACUAAGUUUCUGAGCUGCUCUGCAAUUGUUCUCACACAUUAACAGCUUCUGACUGACUGUUGUGAUACACUGGAACAACCCCAAAAGGAAAUAACGGUCUAAACUAGAAAAUAGUCUAGUUUCAACCCAAGUUGUGUUGUGAAAGAUGGGGAGUGAAACUGUUGUUUCGGUUUGUACUUGUGUAACUGAUGCAUGAGGAGGUUUUGUAAGACGUUUCCCCAGAGUGUCAUUCAUUUACGUCAGAGGAAUUAAAUCACAAAAGGUGUCAUCUUUACACCCUACCCCUUUUGUUUUGCUACUUUUUCUUUGUGUGCUACCAAACACCAAGUGCUUACUUAUGAGAACUGAAAGCUGAGAGAUUUAACUUUAGUUUUUACUGCCCAUUUUAUAUUAUAUAUGAUGUAUAAACUACUGAAAACUCAUAACGGUCCCUAUUAAUGAUAAAUGCACUGCUUCUCAGCUACAGUAGCUUCUAUUUCUGUGCUUUAUAUUAGUGAUGAUGACAACACAGAUGUUUCUCUAUGUAACAGAGGCAUUUCUGUUAUUUAGCGUAGCCUCAGUGAUAUAAAAGAGGUGGACAAAAUAACUGAAACACCAAACACUAUAAGUACAUUCAACCACAUCCUGCAUCGGGCUCAUCCCCUGGGAAGUGUGGAAGUGCUCUCUACAGCUUUAUGUUACAGUGCUCGUAUAUAGAUUUGGCUUAAUUUCAAAAAUACAGUUAAACUUUUCAAAACGGGUUUGACAUUCUCAUCAACUUGUAGUUUCUUCUGUACAACAUAAGAGCAUUUCUCAUUGUUUCUCUACAAAUAGUGAUUGUUUCUGCAAAUGAUUGAGUACAGUUGGCUACCACAUUAACAAUAAUCAGUUCUGUAUGUUCUUUUGGUCAAAAUAGAUCCUAGCUUUUCAGUUUCUAAACAUUUAAGGAUUACUUCACUGUUCACAUUGUACAUAUUCACAUAAAUGUAAGCAAUUUUCAAAAUAUGUCAAGGCCUCAACUGGUUUGAUUGCACAUAGAGAGAUGCACUUCUGUAGAUAUUCACAUGCCCCCUUCACUUGUUGCACAUUUUAUAAUUGCAAUUUUUUCCACUUCAAAAUAACUGAGUAAAAUGUGCAACAAGCAAAGGGGGCUGAAUACUUUCCAUAGUGACUGUAUAUACCGGCUGUCAGGUGAAACUUCAUUUAUGGGAGUGUCUCAUAUCAGCCAAGGAGGCUGAGAAACUUCCGAAUCACCAUUGUCUGUUAUUGGACCUGUGGUUAUGUGACCAAUCAGACGGGACAGGACUCUGUUUUUCGAUGUAGCGCUGUAAUUUUGUACACUGUGAUUUUGUGUUGCUACAUUGUUUGAUAUUUUGUUUCCACACUUUCCACAUAUUUUGUUGGAGCAUAACAUUUAUUUAUACAGUGUUGUGCCAGUGUUCUGUUACAAUGUUAAUCAAUUACACUGUUUUGAAAUGACAGUAAAUUUUCCGCGCACUGUCCUACUGACAAAACAGCCGAACAUUUUGAGAACUUUAACCUACACAAUGUUAAUGGAACAUUUCAUUUAGACAGCUGACUUAUUAACAUGAGGAUUUACUUGUCACAUAAGCUAAAGGUUUUGAGUGAAGUAUAGCCUGUUUCUGAUGUGUCAUGCUGUGUAUAUAUAAACUGUUUUCACAACUGUAUCUUCAACUUUGAGAAUGAUAGUGAUCUUUCAAAGAAGCUACUGAGGAAAAGUGUAAUGUGGAUCUGAUGGUGGCACCAGAGGCAAGGUCAAAAUGUUAAUUGUGCUCCAUCUGUCAUGAAUGUCUAAAACAGAUUACAUGAAAAGUUGACCAUUAGCUUUCAGAGUAGCUUGUCACAGACCUAAGUGAAACUUUGGCCUGACAGCGGCUGUGGUUGGAGGUGGUCAGCAGCACCAUUAAGAAUCAUCCUCUGGGAACUGUGUGUCACAAAUGUCAUGGUCAUGUGGAUAGCAGUUUUUGAGAUAUCUUGUUCUGCAAGUCAUGGAUACAUAAGCUGCUCCUUUGCUGCCACUAGCAGG